CAACCUCGCAACAUUCACUGCACGUUUUCCGACGGGCCAAUCGCUACAUGUAGGGUCCGCCGAGCAGCUCUGCAGCUGAUAACCCCUGAGCCGGCCGUUUGCUGCAGUUACGCGACGCCAACUCGGCCGAUACAUUGAUUCAUCAGAUACAAUCUUUAUACCCCGCAGUCGCGGAUUAAAAAAGAGACGGAACUGGUGGCUCAAGGCGCUGGUCUGAGAUGUCGCUGAAUGGGUUGGACGAUGCUCGAGUCAAGGAGGCCCAUGAGGCGGCAGUUGCGGAACCCGGAGGAUGGCUCUUGUUGAAGUAUGCCACUCGUGAUGAAGUCGAGCUGCUUGGCCGGGGCAACGGCGGUAUUGUUGAGAUUCGAAACAACAUAUCACAAUACGAGGAGAAGUCGCCGCUGUACGGCUUUCUCAGAUACAGACGGCGAAAUGUCAUUAUCAAAUACCUGCCCGAGGAUUGUUCCAGGUUAAUUCAAGCACGAGUGACUGUCCAUUUCGAUGCCGUCUGUGACCGCUUCUCACCCUAUGACACCACCUUCUCUAUUGCCGAUUCGAAGGAGCUCAAAGACACCAAGCUCUCAGCUGCUUGUUCCUUGCACGCUGCGUCUGGUUCGACAUCUUCCUCGACAAGCUCGCUGCGUCGGAGACGCUUGAUGGAAAUUGCGGAAGAAGAGGAGGAAGAGGAGCGGGAAAGAAAGCGCCAGUCGAUUGUCAGAGAGGAGGAGGGACCAAGGUCGCCGACAGUUUCGGCCGCCGAGCCUCCUGUCACGCUGAAUGCGGACCUUGCCAGGCUGCCAGAAGCUGCACGCUUUGCCGGUGAACUCGACCCUCCAAGUUUCACGGGUGUCCCGAGGCCGUCGUCGCCGACCAAGUCCUUUGAUGAGAAUGGUGGUCGCAUGUCGUCCCAAUCGUCACGAACUGACUUGUACUUGACGACUUCUUACCCGUAUUCAAAGCCGCGAGUGAAAGUUGGCCCAAGACCUUCUGCCGAUCUCGCCGGGCGCCCACGCUCCUCUGCUGGCGGUGCGGCACACCGACCUGUCUCCACGGUACCUGCCGGAUUGAAGUCCUUCUCCAAAGGCUCCAGAAAGGCUCGCUCUCAUUCCCAAAGCCAGGACGAAGAAGCGCCGGAAUCUCCCAUCAAAGAACAGGCGGAGGAUCGUUUGCAGGCGGCAAUUGCGGCUGACACGGACUCGAAAGUCGUCGACAACGAAUCCGCCGAACCGAGCACCAACAGCGACGCACAAGCCGCAGUCACCGCCACCGCAGCACUCAAAGUCAACCCACCUGUUGCUGCUGCCCCUCCGAAUAAGCAGAGUACCAUGACGCCCGAAAAAGCGCGGCUUCUGAAAGCCAUGAAGCUGCGAGAGAAAAAGAAGUUGAUGAGCCUGCAGUCGACGCUUGACGUACCAGCUAGCGAGACACCAUCUGCGCCGAGCACUCCCGGCCUUCCGGAGGAGAUGCAGGAAGCUGAGACAGCAGAAAAUGCCGGGUUGGUAGAGGAGGCCUCCCGUGAUAAUGACGGGCAGCCGGAUGAUCCUGCCACAGCUUUCAAGGCUGAUUCCGGAGUUGACGUCGGUACAGACCAUACCUCUGUGGAUACCCACACGGAUUCCCAGCCUGCUUCUCCGCUGGCUACAUCGGAAACCGGCGAUUCUACCCAGGCGUCCUCUCUGUCCGAAUCAACAGACGAGACGGCUCUCGGUCGGCAUCAGCCUUCGGCUUGGGAGGGCGGAGAAGAUGGAGCCGGUGGUAGCAAGUUAGCGGUGUCUCACGACAGGCAGUCUCAAGCAACCAUCACUGCGCCGCCGCUCGAAGAUGGUGUAACUCGAGAAGGCCCUUCCAUGGCACCUGAGGACGGGGCCGAACAGAAAGAACCCGUUGCCUCGGGUACAGCAGCGGUUGACACGGUUACUGAGUCUUCGCCGUUGACAUCUUCGUCCGGGGUAUUGGCACCGCCAGCCGAAGUGGAAAAGAGUGCAGGCGAUGCAUCGCCAGCGAAGCCAGGCGAACAGUCGGCACCGGCCCCUUAUCCCCGGGAGACAAGGUCUGCUGGAGCCGGGAUUGGCGAGGAGGGAAAGGCGCCGUCAUCGCAACUACGCAUUCCCCUCUCCAAGUUCUCUACCCAGGAGUCCAAGUCUUCUACUGGCGCUGCUACCCAAUGUCUUCCUUCGCCUAUCACCCAAGCCCCGGAUGUGGAUUCGUGGCGCGUCGGCGAAUCGGCGCCGCCGGUUCCGGAGAAGGAUAAUGUUCCUGACGCCACCGAGACCAGUGAGCAGUCUGGCCUGGAUUCCAAGGGAAGGAAGCUCCCUGAGCCUAUCCGAACGGACCUUGAUGGCGCAGAUCAUGACAAGCGGCGCUCGGUCAUCAGCAUGCUGGAUAACGAUGGCUUCAUGGAUGAGUUGCAAUCUGCAACUGUGCAGCAGGCAACGCCGAUCACCGUGUCCAAGUCGCCAAUAUCCCCAUUCUUCCCGGUUGAUCCGAGUUCCAAGAGAGCCACGAUUGGCCCCGACGGGCCCCGUCCGCCUUUUAAUAGAACGGCAUCGAACCCGGUCCGCAGCUCUUACCUGGCUCCCGGCGAAGUGCCGGUGAGCGCGCCAAGGUCGGCCUCGUCUAGUGCUGCGUACCUGCAAAAGACUUCUCAGCCGCAGACGCCAACAGACCUGCGGCCCAAGAGCACCAAGUUGGGAGGGAGCAUUGCGCAACGAAUCAAGGCACUGGAAAAGCUUUCUGGCAGUGCUGCCCCUGUAGAGACGGCGGCGCCGAAGGAGCGGCCCGCUACAACCUUCUUCGCCGUCCGCAAAGCUGGCACUCGGGAGCCGUCGAGGCCGCCGUCUGUGGCAUCCGUGGCCGACAUGGCUAGCUCGUUAACAAUGGUUCAGACGCCUUCUCCCCCGCCAUCGAGGGGGUCGUCCCCCGAUGCUACCAGGGUCAUGGGACGUGGUCGGGCCGGAUCCUUGGUGAAUCGACUUUCCAUGUUCGAAGGGGGAAUGCCUCCCCGAGGCAGGCCCGAAUCGGUUCAGGUGACAGCCCGGAUCGUGCGAGACCCCAACCAGCCGUAUCCAAGAGGCCCCGAGCCAAAGCCAGGUUCGGCAGAUUAUGGCCCCCUUGAGCUGAAGCAGUCGCCGUUGGUGGUAGAUGUACAGAACCGUGCUCCGUCACGGAGCGGGUCAGUGCGUACACUGGAACGGGAAAUUGCGGUCCAGGCGAAGCAGUCCUUGUUGGAGCGACGGUUGUCGAAGCAAUCUCAGGAGGACAAGGCUGAAAGCCAGCAAGGCUCCGAUGGACCGCGCCCUCGACGCCGCUCGUCUCUCACGGUUGUGAAGGAUUUCAUCAAGGGCGCCAAGUCGCCAUCCACAGAUAACCUGGGCAACACGCCGGGUCUGGCCUCUCCUGCGGUUACCGCACCCUCACGGUCCCCCACUCGCCCGCCGUCAAUCAAUCAGACUGGUUCUCUGGCUCGGCGCCUGAGCAUCAGCAGCCGGCGCUCGUCAACGGACCAGAAUGCCACGGUCCUGUCUCCUGCUCGGACCGCCGAGGGCGGCGCUGAUGCGGACGCUGAAACCAAGAGCAACAGCAGCUCUGGUCCCGCCAGCCCGAACCAAAGCAAGGGCAGCCGUGCAUCCCGGUUUAUGCGGCGCCUCUCCAACACGCUCGUGACCGGACGGAAGAAUGCCGCUCCGUCGAUCUCGCCCACCGUGGCCGAGGAGAACGCCGCCGAGGUUGAGGCUGCAUCCAGGGGCGGCACCGCGACUGGCGCUGCUGCCCAGUCCCAGCCCACCAUCGUCGCGUUCAUGGGCGACGUCAAUGUCCAGUUUCCGGACAACCUCCUGUGGAAGCGCCGGAGCAUCUGCCUCGACAGCCAAGGGUUCCUGAUCCUGAGCGCGGUGCAGGGUACGGCCAUGCUGCCGACUAGCAAGGACCGGCUCGGAGCUAUGGUCAAGCGGUACCACAUGAGCGACUUCAAGCCCCCAUAUGCUCCGGAUGUGGAGCUGCAGGAGCUGCCGAACAGCGUUGUCCUCGACCUGGUGGAUGGCAGCGGACUUCAGAUCGCUUGCGAGGACCGGGCCGGUCAGAUGAGCAUCUUGCACAUCCUCGAGGAGGCUCACCGCAACCACUCCAAUUUCGGAUGUUAACUACCCCCCCUCAUGAUCCCUCUCGGCCCAUUACCGGCCUGUCACUCCACAGG
Chaetomium strumarium is the source of this 4192-nucleotide messenger RNA. RefSeq lists its product as uncharacterized. The record is from RefSeq and is a predicted model, not a curated record. Bases 219 to 4139 code for a protein of 1306 amino acids. The transcript is spliced from 4 exons. NCBI's taxonomy places the organism in Eukaryota, Fungi, Ascomycota, Sordariomycetes, Sordariales, Chaetomiaceae.